This is a messenger RNA of Scophthalmus maximus (turbot), 2501 nucleotides long. RefSeq names its product forkhead box A3 (gene foxa3). Bases 485 to 1885 code for a protein of 466 amino acids. The record is from RefSeq and is a predicted model, not a curated record. Gene Ontology annotation, biological process: regulation of transcription by RNA polymerase II; anatomical structure morphogenesis; cell differentiation. The transcript is spliced from 2 exons. NCBI's taxonomy places the organism in Eukaryota, Metazoa, Chordata, Actinopteri, Pleuronectiformes, Scophthalmidae. Gene Ontology annotation, molecular function: transcription factor binding; DNA-binding transcription factor activity, RNA polymerase II-specific; protein domain specific binding.
GUCAGGAGCGGGGCGGGACCCGCUGGCCCCGUAUAAGAGCAGGACAUCCACGUUUCUCUACUGUAUUUGCGCGCUCCAGCUCCGCCUGCGUCCCGAGGCCCCCGGCAGACAGAGGAGAACGGGACCGAAGAGGAGCAAGUCACCAUCUGCCGAGCCUUAACACGAUUAAGGUUAUGAAACGAUGGAUGAGUGACAAAUAAGAAAUAUUGACUUUACUAUUCUCAGGACCAGAGCGUCUCAUCGCCAGUUGAUUCUUUCUUUUUUUUUUCUUCCUCACACAUUUUUUUUGGCUCGAGAUAUUUUCGCUCUCUUUUCUUGGCAAUCCAAGUUUGGAUUUUCCCCCGAAAACAUCUUACUCUCCGAAGGAAUUUAUAUUUAUUUUUGUUUUCCUUUUCCUUUUUUUUUCUCAAACCCCCCCCCCCCCCCCCAAAAAAAAUAUUCCGGUUAUAGAUAAAUUUUCAUCAUCCAGAGAUUUGUGUUGGGGAUGUUGAGCUCUGUGAAGAUGGAAACCCAUGAUCUGCCAGAGUGGAAUACUUUCUACAGCGAGGCCAGUGAGAUGUAUUCCUCUGCCAGCACCAUGAACUCUGGUCUGGGCUCCAUGGGCUCCAUGGGCACCAUCAACAGCUACAUUAACCUGAACCCAGCCACCGGCUCCCCUGCAGGCAUGAACAUGGCGUACCCCAGCUCCAGCCUCAGCAGUUCCCCACUGACCUCCAUGGGAUCCGGGCCCGGCCACAUGUCCCUCUCCCCGGUGGCCUCGUCCCUCAGCUCGAGCUCUCUGACUCAGCUGGGACCCACUGCUUCCAGCUCCCUGGGCGCCCUGUCCCAUUAUCAGAACAUGGGUCAGUCAAUGAGCCAACUGGGAUACCCCUCGACUGGGAGCCUGAGUCGGGCCGGGCCCAAGGAGAUUCCCCCAAAGCCUUAUCGACGCUCCCUGACCCACGCCAAGCCACCAUACUCCUACAUCUCCCUCAUCACCAUGGCGAUCCAGCAGAGUGGCAGCAAGAUGCUCACCUUGAACGAGAUCUACCAGUGGAUCAUGGACCUGUUCCCCUACUACCGUGAGAACCAGCAGCGCUGGCAAAACUCCAUCCGCCACUCGCUCUCCUUCAACGACUGCUUUGUGAAGGUGGCUCGCUCGCCAGACAAGCCGGGCAAAGGUUCGUACUGGACUCUGCACCCGCAGUCGGGCAACAUGUUUGAGAAUGGCUGCUACCUGAGGCGCCAGAAGCGCUUCAAGAUUGAGGAAAAGUUGGCAAAGAAAGGAGGCAAGAGCCAGGAGGCGGGCUCGGGGAAAGGGGGCCACGGUGGAGAUCACCUGGUGGAGGACCACAGCCCCACAGGAGGAUCAGAGUGCGCUGACUCUGUCCACUCAGACAACUCCCAUCCGGGCUCUUCAGAUGACCAGCCGCAUUCAAGAAACUCCCUGCUUCCCCUCGACUGCCCUACGCUGUCCUCCUCACACCUCCACAGCCCACCUGUCUCCCUGCCGCCCUCCUCCUCCAUCCCUCCAUCCUCCAUGUCCCUCUCCGCCACCUCCUCCUCUUCCUCCUCCAACCCGCUCCUCCACUCCCAGUCCUUGGCGAUGGGCACCCACCUCCUGCCCAGCGCCAUGCAGCAGCACAUGGAUCUGCAGAGUGACGCCCUCAAGUCCCUGGACCCCCACUACAACUUCAACCACCCCUUCUCCAUCACCAACCUCAUGUCCAACGAGCAGAAGAUGGACCUCAAGUCCUACCAGGACCAGGUGAUGGCCUACAACAGCUACACAGGUGGCUCUCCUGUGGGGGCCAAGCAGAUCUACGAUAGCACCGGGCCGGCUGCCAUGGACUCAGGUGCUUAUUACCAAACUCUGUACAGUCGCUCAGUGCUCAAUGCCUCCUAAUAAGGACACCCACCCACCAAUACACCCACGCACGCACCCACCCACACACCCACACACACACACACACACACACACACACACACACACAUGUGUCCGACAUGGUGAGACAAGAUGGAGACUUCCAUUUUCCAAAAUGGACACCCAAGCUCUCUUUAUCUCCCUCUCUCUUUCUCUCUCCCUCUCUGACUCACGUCCAGUAGCCUUGAAAGAGACUCGCAUCUAAAAUGGCUGCCAUGUUUGAGGGACCAAAGAACUUUUUUUUCCCCUCUUACCAGCUCUGACGAUAUUGGGAACUGGAUUGGUUACACGGAGGACAGAAAUUGAAGCUGGAUGCCAAGAAGUCUGAAAUGAUAAUGGAGACGUUUGACUCAUCCGCGUGUUGAGUAAAUACUGAUGUCAGAUCCCGUCGUUGCCCGUCUCAGGAGCACUGUGUGUGUGGCAAAAUUGGCUUUGUACAAAAUGUAAAUAGAGCUAAUGUGGGGGGAAAAGGAUAUUUGCAUUUAUUUAUGAAGGGAAUAAAUUUUAAUAUAUCUUGUAUUGUGCUCUGUCAACCAGUUACAACUCAAAUGUGAGGUUUUUAUUUUGAACCAAAGACGGACAGGGGGGGUUGGGGCGG